AUGAAAGUUUGUGUGAAAUGUACUCACAUUAUUUCCUUCUUUCCAAGAAGCCACCUCCACCACAUGGAACUGAGCAACAAAACACGAAUUUCAGAAUUUCUUCUCCUGGGAUUUUCAGAGAGACCAGAACUGCAGCCCCUCAUAUUUGGGCUUUUCCUCUCCAUGUACCUGAUCACUGUGUUUGGAAACCUGCUCAUAAUUUUGGCCAUCAGCACAGACCCCAACCUCCACACACCCAUGUACUUCUUCCUGGCCAACCUGUCCUUCGUAGAUAUUUGCUUCACCUCCACCACGAUUCCGAAGAUGCUGGUGAACAUCCAGACUCAGAGCAAAGUCAUAACUUAUGAGGACUGCAUCACACAGAUUUAUUUUCUCAUUCUCUUUGCUGUACUGGACGUCUUCCUCCUGAGUGUGAUGGCCUAUGACAGGUUUGUGGCCAUCUGUCACCCCCUGCACUACAUGGUCAUCAUGAACCCCCGGCUCUGUGGGCUGCUGGUUCUGGUGUCCUGGAUCAUGUGCGUCCUGAAUUCCCUGUUACAAAGUUUAAUGAUGUUGCGGCUAUCCUUCUGUACACACUUGCAUAUCCCCCACUUUUUUUGUGAACUCAAUGAGAUGCUCCAGCUUGCCUGUUCUGACACCUUUCUUAAUAACGUGGUGAUGUAUCUUGCAGCUGUCCUGCUGGGUGGUGGUCCUUUUGCUGGGAUCCUUUACUCUUAUUCCAAGAUAGUUUCCUCUAUACGUGGGAUUGCAUCAGCUAAGGGCAAGUAUAAAACGUUUUCCACCUGUGCGUCUCACCUGUCGGUCGUGUGUUUAUUUUACUGUACGAUGCUCGGCGUGUACCUCAGCUCUGCUGCUACCCAGAGCUCCUACUCAAGUGCCACAGCCUCGGUGAUGUACACGGUGGUCACGCCCAUGCUGAACCCCUUCAUCUACAGCCUGAGGAACAAAGACAUAAAGAGUGCUCUGAGAAGAAUUGUUGGGGUUCAAGUGAUGUAA
Panthera uncia (snow leopard) is the source of this 996-nucleotide messenger RNA. Its product is annotated as olfactory receptor-like protein OLF4. Gene Ontology annotation, molecular function: olfactory receptor activity; G protein-coupled receptor activity. Gene Ontology annotation, biological process: G protein-coupled receptor signaling pathway. Bases 1 to 996 code for a protein of 331 amino acids. Lineage: Eukaryota; Metazoa; Chordata; Mammalia; Carnivora; Felidae. Gene Ontology annotation, cellular component: membrane. The transcript has a single exon. The record is from RefSeq and is a predicted model, not a curated record.